Messenger RNA from Strongylocentrotus purpuratus (purple sea urchin), 453 nucleotides. RefSeq lists its product as uncharacterized. The record is from RefSeq and is a predicted model, not a curated record. Bases 54 to 425 code for a protein of 123 amino acids. Lineage: Eukaryota; Metazoa; Echinodermata; Echinoidea; Camarodonta; Strongylocentrotidae. The transcript has 4 exons.
CAAUACUUCACUAGCUCUAGAUUCAAAGCAUCCGACUCUACAAAACAUCUAAAAUGGCUUCAAUGGUAAAGGUCCUGUCCGUAUGUCUGUGUCUCAUUGUCUGUGUUGCACUGGAAGUCAAAGCCCAAACCACUGAUCGCACUUCGGAGUUUCAAGCCCUCUGUGAUAGAUACAGAACGGUGAUGAACGACUGUGAAGAAAGACUUCUAGAGGUGGUGACUGCCGAUGAGCUGGCUUUGGUGAAUUUAGUCGAACAAAAUAAGGUGUGUUUGGAAGAGGAAGGUGAAACGAAAUUUACGGAUGCUUGUGAGAUCUUGGAAGAAGUCUGUAUCCGAGUUGUGUCCUGCCCUGCUACAGCUCGUUAUAGACGUUCCUCCUCUGUUUCUGCUGAAUCAACAUCCGUUGAGUCUAGUGAAACAGACUAAGAAGUUCAUCGUCAUCACAUGACACAGG